CUGCAACCUGGCAACGCUGCUUGUGAAUAGACACGUUGAAAACGCUGAAUGUUGUUCGUAUAUUGUUCAAUAAAUAUAUAAUUGUAACAAUGGCAAAGUCGAAUCGAAACAACGUUCUCAAUUUUCAUCAGAUGGAGUUAGAUGACCGAAUUCUGAAGGGAAUUGCAAAGCUUGGGUGGAUAUUUCCCACAUUGAUUCAAGAGAAAGCUAUUCCUUUAUUAUUAGAAGGAAAAGAUGUGUUGGUUCGUGCCCGCACUGGUUCGGGUAAAACAGCAGCCUUUUCAAUUCCUGUCAUUCAGAGAGUACUUGACCAAAAACAAGAUGCAAAAGAGCAACAAACAACAGUGGUCAUUUUAGCACCGAGUAAGGAUCUUUGUCAUCAGAUUACGAAGGUCAUUGACGAUCUGACAAUUAAGUGCGGUCGAUUGUUUAGAUGCGUUGAUAUCUCCACCCGAGUGGAAAGAGCAGCUUUAAAGCACUUAUUAGCAGAUCGUCCCGAUAUUGUAAUUUCGACACCUGCCAAACUCCUUAGUCAAUUACAAGAUGGAAUAAUGAACGUGAAGCAAAGCUUGCGAACGUUAAUAAUUGAUGAGGCGGAUUUGAUGUUUUCUUUUGGAUUUGAACAUGAUUUAAAAGCAAUUCUUAAUUUUUUACCCACUGUUCACCAAUCGGUGCUUGCUUCUGCUACUUUAGAGGAAGACGUACUUGAUUUGAAAAAGAUAAUUUUACACAAUCCAGUAAUUUUGAAAUUAGAAGAACCAGACAUGGCUCCCGCAACACAGCUGUCCCAUUUUCAAAUUCUGGCUGAAGAAAUUGAUAAGGCGGCGAUUUUAUACACUCUGUUCAAGUUGCAGCUUAUCAAAGGAAAGAGUAUUAUUUUCGUCAAUUCUAUCGAUCGGUGCUACAGAUUGAAACUGUUUUUGGAACAAUUCAACAUACGGUCCUGCAUAUUGAACUCUCAAUUACCAACUAAAAUAAGGUGUCACACUGUUAAUCAAUUCAAUCAGGGUUUAUAUGAUAUUAUUAUUGCCUCUGACGAAUUACACGUUCUGGAUCCGAUGGUUCAUCAGAAAAGGGGACAGAAAAAGAAGAUUCUCAAACAAAUAGAAAAACAAUCUGUAUCAGAAGUUGGUGUUUCUCGUGGAAUCGAUUUUCAGUUUGUAUCGAAUGUGAUCAACUUUGAUUUUCCGAAAGACAUAACCUCUUAUAUACAUCGUGCGGGAAGAACUGCUCGAGGAAAUAACACUGGUAGCGUACUGUCUUUCGUUGAUGUAGGUGAAAAAGAGCAUAUGGAUCAUGUAGAAGAGCAUUUAAAAUCAACUUACAAUUCUGAAGGAUUUAUUAUUAAGAAUUAUCAGUUCAAAAUGGAUGAGGUUGAACCCUUCCGUUAUCGAGCAAGAGAUGCUUGGAGGGCGGUCACUAAAUUUUCCAUUCGAGAAGCAAGAAUUAAGGAAAUUAAGACCGAAAUGUUCAACUCGGACAAACUGAAGAGUUUCUUUGAUGAAAAUCCAAACGAUCUUCAAGCUUUGAGACACGAUCGUACUUUGCAUACAGUCAAGAUGCAGGAGCAUUUAGGCGAUAUUCCAGAAUACAUAAUUCCAGAUUCUCUGAAGCAUGUUAUUGGUAUCACGAAUAGAGAAAAAAAGAGUUAUGUGCCAAAAAAACGAAAUAAGGACGAUAAAUACGAGAAUCCGCUUAUGGUUGAAGGAAUCGAUUACAGAAAGAAGAGACGUGUUUAAUAAAAUGUUUUAUAUUUGCAA
Messenger RNA from Malaya genurostris, 1760 nucleotides. RefSeq names its product probable ATP-dependent RNA helicase DDX56 (gene Hlc). The transcript is spliced from 6 exons. The record is from RefSeq and is a predicted model, not a curated record. Gene Ontology annotation, molecular function: ATP binding; RNA helicase activity; nucleic acid binding. NCBI's taxonomy places the organism in Eukaryota, Metazoa, Arthropoda, Insecta, Diptera, Culicidae. Bases 90 to 1739 code for a protein of 549 amino acids. Gene Ontology annotation, cellular component: nucleolus.